Molecule: messenger RNA, 917 nt
Organism: Momordica charantia (bitter melon)
Lineage: Eukaryota; Viridiplantae; Streptophyta; Magnoliopsida; Cucurbitales; Cucurbitaceae
Product: pectinesterase inhibitor 10
Biological process (GO): negative regulation of catalytic activity
Molecular function (GO): enzyme inhibitor activity
Source: RefSeq, a predicted model, not a curated record
UUCACCCAAAAUUUAUUUAUAUCACCAUUCCUCUCCUCUGUUUCUUUGUGGGAACCACCAAAUUUUAUUACUACAUUUCCCCAUAAAUCUGGUUGCUUUCUUCCCCAGAUCUCCACAUUCCCCAGAUCCAAACCAAGAACAAGAACAAAAAAGAAAAAAAAAUGAAAAGAUUCCAUUUUCCCUCCAUCCAAUUUUCUACCCUCGUGAGUUUCCUCCUCCUCGUCGGCGCCGCCGGAAUCAGAACAAAUACAGAGUAUCUCAGAACUUCCUGCAGCGCCACUUCGUACCCACGCCUCUGCUACACUUCGCUCUCGGUGUACGCCGGCAAGAUCAAGACCAACCCCAGAACGCUGGCCCUGGCCGCCCUCCACGUGAACCUGGCGGCGGCACGGUCCUCGGCGGCGUCAAUGCGGCGGCUGGCCAGAACCCGCGGCCUGCGGCGGAGGGAUGCGUUGGCGAUCGGGGACUGCGUGGAGGAGGUCGGGGACUCAGUGUUCGAGCUUCAGAGGUCCAUCGAGGAACUGGGGCGGUCCCGAGAGCGCGAUUUUGGGGCUCUGAUUAGCGACAUCGAGACAUGGGUCAGCUCUGCUCUCACCGACGAAGAGACAUGUAUGGAAGGAUUCGGCGGCGGCCGCGCCAUUAAUGGGUCUCGUUAUAAUGUCAAGGCUAAGGUCCGGCGGCACAUUGUUAAAGUGGCGCAUUUCACCAGUAAUUCCCUUGCCCUUAUUAAUGCCUAUGCUUCUUCGUCGGCGCCGGAAUUUGCGUUGCCCUAGUAGUUUACUACUCCUCCUUUCCCUUUUCCCUUUUCUGUUUGGUUCUCGGGAAAGUGAUGGAAAAUUAGAAUGUCAUGUUCAGAAUUCAGAUCCACAAUGUAAUUAAAUUAUAUUAUCAUAUAAUUCUAUUCCUCUUCCUCAUCA